GUGCGGAGCCGGCCGCCACAGGGAGGCCGCGCCCAGCCGGGUGCCCACGGCCAGCGCCGCCUCCCAGAGCGCGUUCCCCCAGGCCCGGGCCAGGCUCCCGGGACGCGCCCCGGCGCAGGCAGCGCGCACGCCCGACGAAGCUUCAGAGCUGUUGAAACCAACCAACCACUGGAGGGAAGGAAAUCCAUUCUGCCUGGUUCUGGGGAAGGGGCCUCUUCUGGCCAUGUCUCCUGUAGCUGCUGCUGAGCCAGAUGGGGUCCAGCCAGACAGGAGUGUCAGCAAGGUCAUUUUCUUCCUUUUUGUCUUUGGUGCCAUCCUGUUGUGCGUGGGAGUCCUGCUCUCCAUCUUUGGGUUCCAGACAUGCCAAUACAAAACCUUCCCAGACUGCAGCAUGGUGCUGAAGGUCGCUGGGCCUGCCUGUGCCGCCGUUGGGCUCGGGGCUGUGAUCCUGGCCCGCUCCCGGGCACGGCUUCAGCUCCGGGAGGGGCACCUGCGAGGCAGUCAGGCGGACCCCGACCGAGCCUUCCUCUGUGGAGAGAGCCGCCAGUUUGCCCAGUGCCUCAUCUUUGGGUUUCUCUUCUUGACAAGCGGCAUGCUCAUCAGCAUACUUGGCAUCUGGGUCCCUGGAUGUGGCUCCGACUGGGCACAGGAACCCCUGAAUGAGACAGACACUGCCGACGUGGAGCCCCAGAUCUGUGGAUUCCUAUCCCUGCAGAUCAUGGGACCCUUAAUUGUACUCAUGGGAUUGUGUUUCUUUGUGGUUGCCCAUGUUAAGAAGAGAAACAACUUGAAUGUGGGCCAGGAGGCCUCUGAAGCUGAAGACAGACAGAUCCAGAACACAGAGCCUGUCCAGGUCACUGUAGGUAGGUGGCUGUCAUUCCUAUGCAUGCUCAUAGCACAGUGGCUGUAGCAUCAAGGCUUCACCAGGCUGCCCUCGGGUCUGGCCCAGAGUCUCUCUUUUUUGUGUCUCUCUCUUACACACAUGUGCACGCAUACGCACAUGUGCACAGUCCUGCUGCUGUGUUAAGCCCUGGAAGAGUCCUUGUACACCUCAUCUCCUCCCAGCAAUUCCUUAUUAUUUAGCAAAAGCACUGGGACAUUAAGUUGUGACCUUGACUGAGGUCACAGAGCAAAUUAAGAGGAAAGUGACAGAAAC
Molecule: messenger RNA, 1156 nt
Organism: Herpailurus yagouaroundi (jaguarundi)
Lineage: Eukaryota; Metazoa; Chordata; Mammalia; Carnivora; Felidae
Gene: TMEM171
Product: transmembrane protein 171
Exons: 2
Coding region: 224-910 (228 amino acids)
Source: RefSeq, a predicted model, not a curated record